Molecule: messenger RNA, 1425 nt
Organism: Prunus armeniaca (apricot)
Lineage: Eukaryota; Viridiplantae; Streptophyta; Magnoliopsida; Rosales; Rosaceae
Source: the annotation of a GenBank genome assembly
AUGGCAGAAGCAAGAAGGAGGUUGCAAGAGGUACACGAUGCCACUUGCGGCUUGGAACCAGUAAUCAGCCUGUACCGGCGCUUGCAACGCAAAGGUUAUUAUUGGCCAGAGAUGAAGAAGCAAGCAGCUGAACUACAAUUCGAUUGUCCCACCUGUUCUACGAUACCCUCUACAGAGGAGUCAUUCACUGUUUCAUUUGCAGAAGAUUGGCGGGCUCCAUACUUGGCAUUCUUUGUUGGAGGAACUCUGCCGACUAACCCCAAGCUUGCCUAUAAGCUCAAAAAGACCAUGAAGAGGUAUUUUGUUGAUGGGUCAACUCUCUAUCGGAAGGGGUUUAAUGGUGAGCCAUUAAAAUGCUUGGGAGAAUCAGAGGCACGUCAAGCCAUGCAAGAGAUACAUGCUGGAGAGUGCGGAGAGCACCAAGGAAUGAAGAAGCUUUACCGGCAGCUACUAAGCAUUGGGUAUUAUUGGCCUACCAUGAAGAAGGAUGCACAUGACUUUGUUAAGAAAUGCCACACAUGCCAAAUCUAUGCUAAUCUAAGCCACAAACCUCCUACAUUGCUGCAAGACAUGCGCACUCCCUGGCCUUUCCAUACUUGGGGGCUUGAUUUAAUUGGGACAAUCCAUCCCCCUUCCGAUGGCUACAUAUGGAUCCUCACCGCUACGGAGUAUUUCACGAAAUGGGUUGAGGCAAUUCCCCUUCGAAAGGCCACAGGAGCUGCUGUCUCGAAUUUCAUUCGGGAAUACAUUGUGUGUAGGUUCGGAAUCCCAUACAAGAUGGUCACCGACAAUGGCACACCUUUUGUUAACAAGCAAGUGAGUUCAACCCUUAGUGGGUACGGUAUCAAGCAUCGUCGCUCUACGCCUUAUUACCCGCAGGGAAACGGUCAAGCAGAAGCUACCAAUAAGACGAUAUUGAGGAUUCUAAGCAAGAUGGUAUAUGAGUAUCAGAAGGCUGGAGUGUUCACCUGCCGGAUGCUUUGUGGGCUUAUCGCACCUCACCAAGGAGCGCUACAGGCUAUUUCACCCGUGGAAAUCACCAUCCCGACAGCCAGGAUAGCAGCUGUCAAUGAUCUUGAAUGGGAUGCAAAGACAUGCUCAGAUUGGCGUUUGCUAGAUCUCGAAGCAGUUGAUGAGAAAAGGAUGGAAGCUGAAAGAAGGAUGGCACUUUACAACAAGACUGUUGCCCAAGCCUAUAACAGGACCGUUAAGCCUCAAGCCUUCAAGCAAGGAGAUCUCGUGCUAAAAGUCGUUGAACAUGUGAGAAGGCAAAUGUCAGGACCUUCCAAAUUUGCCCCACAAUGGGAGGGUCCAUUCGCAGUCAAGGAGGUACACAACAGCGGUUAUUAUCGCUUGAUCUCUGUCAAGGAAGGCAUGCUAAUGGAUCCCAUCAAUGGAAAAUGGCUCAAGCCCUACUACUGCUAA